This is a messenger RNA of Thecamonas trahens ATCC 50062, 12972 nucleotides long. RefSeq names its product HECT domain containing 3. Gene Ontology annotation, molecular function: calcium ion binding; ubiquitin-protein transferase activity. The record is from RefSeq and is a predicted model, not a curated record. Lineage: Eukaryota; Apusomonadida; Apusomonadidae. The transcript has 3 exons. Bases 1 to 12972 code for a protein of 4323 amino acids.
AUGGGCAACACCACCUCAACCCUCCCCCCGGGAGCCGACGAGGUGGAGACCAUGCACCAAGACUCCCUGCUGGUCUCCCUCAUUACGCCAUCAUCCCUCGCCGCACCCAAGUUUGUGGCAGAGGCUGUUGCCACAUACCGCUCGCCGGCCUCGUCGUCGCCUGAGCUCAACGACGGCUCGGUGCCUCAGGCCACUAUGGCCGCCCUUGGCUCGUCGGCUCUGGCGGCGGCCGCGGCAGAGUUCCUCAUUCCGCCAUCGGCCCGCCGCUCCGCUGCUGCCAUGCGCAAGCAAGUCACUGUCUCCACCGCUUCCACCACCCUCUACACCCAGCUGGUCCUCCUACGGGCCACCCUCCUCCGCCGCCUGGCUCAGGCUCUGGCUCGCUCCGCUGCGGCUGCGGCUGCCACCGCCCCGCUCCGCCCGCUGCCCGACGCUGCUACUCGGCCCAUCGGUGCUCCGCUGGCGUCGGCCUCGCAAGCGGUCACCGCUGACGGCGCACUUGGCAUCCACACCUCGCUCGGCGUCCUGGUCACCCUACUCAAGGCCGCUGCCCGCGCCGACCCGGACGUCGGCCUCGAGACCCUUGCCUCGUUUGAUGCCCUCCUCCACACCAUUCCGCUGCUCGGCCUCUAUCUUGGCGCACCCGAGCCGGCGGUCGACGCGCUGGUUGGCUUUAUGCACCACACGCUCGACAUGCCUCAGGCCCCGCCGAGCGCAAAGUCGGCCGCCCUCGCCGGCCUUGUUGGCGUCGCCCUCGCCAAGGGCUCGUUCACCGAGCUGCUCUUUGUGGCCCAUACUCUCCUCACUGCCCCGCCUGCGGCUCCGCUUGACGUCUCGACCUACCUCGGCCGCCUCGCCAGCUACAACCCACACAUUCCGCUGGCUGCUCUCGACGCCAAGGCCGCUCUCUCGUUCUCUAACGAGUACACCGCCCCCGCUGCUGGCUCGCAAGGCUCGGCGGCCUCGGCCGAUACACCUGCGGCCUUCCGCGAGCCGGGCGCCAUCGCCACCGACGGCACCUACCUCUACAUCCACGACGCCCACGGGCUCGCCAAGAUCGGCACCGGAGCAAACGGCUCCAUCCAGGGCCACGUCUAUGCUGCCCGCCCGCUCUUCCGCGCCUCCGACGCUGCCUCGCUCCUUUGUGUCUGUGACAAGCUCUACUACCGCUCUGCUAGCAUCGCGCCAGCAGCUUUUCUUGUCCUCUCAGCCUCAAACCUCGCCGACAUUGGUGCCAUCCUGCCUGACGGCUCGGGCUCGGUCGCCUCCGAUCCGACCUCCGAGACCUGGCUUCCUGCCGAGUUUACUCCCGAGCCCAAGGCCUCGCCGCCGACCUUUGCUUCGCCGGCAACCACCGACGGCCGCUACAUCUACGUCGCCAUGGCUGUCUAUGGCUAUGCCCCAGACGCGCCGCCGGUCUCGGCGCUUGCCUCGGCCGUUGCUGGCGAGUCGCGCUCGGCCGUGUCGGGCGCCGCUGACGCGCUUCCGCCGGUCACCCCGACUCCGACCUCGGCCUCGGCCGCCCGCGCGCAGAGCAUCACCUUCCCACCGCCAUCGGCCGGCUCAUCUGACGACGCUGCCACAUCACUGGCCGGCCCCGCCAGCUCCAGUGCAGGUCCGAACCCGGCAGCGCCGGGAGCUGCAAACCCUCGCGUCGUCGUCGCUACUUUUGACCCGCUCUCGGAUCCACCCAUGAAGCACAUCGCGUCGACGCUGCUCUCCGGCUCAGAGACUCUCGUCGGCCAUGUCCUCUCCACCCGUCAGUGCUACAACACCGACACCCGCAUCGCCGUCGACACCUCGCUCGUCUUUCACGCGCCGGGCAAGGUCGCCGCCUGGUGCAUGGCCGGCCGUGGCCAGGGCAACUUUGUCUUCCAGGUCUACCGCCGCGUCGCCGGCGACCACUACGUCCUUGUUGGCGAGAAUGAGGUCGAGACCAUCUCCGGCCUCCAGGUCUUUGACAUUCCUCCCGACGAGCGUAUUGCAGUUCUCCCCGGCGACUGCAUCGGCUGGCGCUGGGCCAUCGACCGUGGCCAGGUCUACUACGACCGCAACGUUCCGGGCACCUCGCCCUCGUUUGUCAAGUACAACUCGAACACCCACGGCCCGCGCGAUGCCGUCGGCGACACUGUCCACUUUACCCGUACCGAGUCGGUCACCAUGUCCAUCGCCGCUGUCCUCGACCCGGCGCCGGUCGCCACGCACACCGCCACCAGCCCGGCCUCUUCCAGCGGGAGCGUGCCGCUCACGUUCUGCGCCACUGCCGGCCCUCUCGCCCUCCCGACACCCGUCCUCAACUACGGCGCGCUCUACUGCAACGGCUCGUGCGUGGCCAUCCUCGCUCCGCCAAACAAGCAGCUUCACGAUGGCUUCCCCAAUCACGCAUCCACCCGCCAGUGGUCGCUUGCGUCAGGUGCACUCCUGGACCACACCGACGCUGGACUCAACCCGCAGGGCAUGCCGACCGUCUACGAUGCCGACGCCAACGUCGUCUGGAACUACGCUCCGGGCACGCGCAAGGUCUUCCGCUGGGCUUGUGGCCCGCUCCGCCCGGCCCUCACUUUUCCGGUCUCGUCCGAGACCGCCGCCGCCGCCCGCUUCCCGCUCCAUCCGCUCGACGUCCCAGCCGCGCUUCCGGCCCUAGCUGCUGACCUCCCGCCGGCUGCCUCACCGGCCGACGUCGCUUAUGUCCUCCUCCGCCACGCGGAUCGCAUCGCCCUUCACCACGCCCCGCCACCGGCCGCCGCCGCCGCCCACGCCGCUCCGACGUUGUCCGCCGUCGCUGCCUCCUCGUCGGCCGCCACCGCGGCCUCGCUCUGCCGCGAGCUCUGCGUCCAGCUCCACCCGUCAACCUUUGCGCUCCUCCUUUCGCUUCUUCGCCGCUUUGCUGCCGCCCUCCCGCGCGUCCUCGCCCUCCCGUCCACUGCUCCCGUUCCAGACGACCUCGCCACUGCCGGCUAUCUCACCAUGGCUGUUCUCCGACUGCUCAAGGUCAAUCUUGCCGUUCUGGUCUCUUCAGGCUAUCCGCUGGAAGCUUUUGACUCCAAGCCGCUGCCCGAGACUGCUGCUGCUUCUGCCGCUGGCGGCGCCAGCCCGGCUACCCUCACUUGGGCCUCACUCUCAGCGGCAGACGUCGCCGCUGCAUCUGCUGACCUUCUCCCGCCGCCGUUCAACGAGUCCUUCCCGCCGCUUGCCAUCGAGCACGAGCUCGACGGCGAGGCGCUGGCCCUUCUCUCGCUCACCGACUGCGUCUUGCUCGCCGACAACAAGCUCGGACGCGGAAAAAAGCUCCACGCCGCCCUCACGGCCGCUCUCCGCAAGCCUCCGCAAGCUCACGCUCCGGCCACUGAUGCCAGCUCGGGCGCUCCGUCAUCGCGCAAGCGGCCGGCGCGCCUCGACACCGGCAGCUCGAGCGCCACCAAGCCGUCGCGCCUCGACGGCUCGCCCUCGGUCUUUGCCACCAUUCGCAACGAGCUCGUCGCCCUCACCUCGCACUCGCAUGCUUGGAUCCAGGACGAGGCCUGUGGCGUCCUCACGAUGGGCAUGAACGCGUUCUAUCCCACUCGCGAGGACCGUCUCCUCCUCCUCGGCUCCACCCUGGCCAAGGUCGAUCCGGCCGCUGCCUCGCCCGACCCGUUCGUCGCCGCCGUCCUCGAGUACUUUGCAGAGCCCGCGACCGUCGCCGACCUUUUUGUCGCGCCGCUCACCGAUGCCCUCACUGGCAAGCCGAGCCUCCCACCGGCCUUUGCCACCAUCAUUCACAAUCUCAUCCGUAUCAUCCGUGCCGAGGCCGAGGGCCUCCUGGCUUCGCCGCCGGCUCCGUCUUCCGACGCCUCAGACCUGCCGCCAGCACCGUCGACCGCCGCCCGUAUGCUCUUCUCCUUCCUCACCCACCUCCUCGCUCGUGCCACGGCCUCGUCCGGCGACCUCCUUGACGCCACCGUCACCCUCGCUUCGGACCUCCUCGGCGCCGCGGCAGACGUUGUCACUGCCGUCGUCGCUGCCGCGCCUGACAAUGCCGCUCUUGCAGACUCGGCCUCGCACGGCGCCGCACUCCGCGCCUCGUUUGUCCCCACCAUUCUCCCAGGCCUUGUCUCGGCGCUCCCGGUCCUCGUCGCUUCGUCGGUGGCUCUCGCGGCCAAGCUCUCGCCGCGCCUUGUCGCACUCUUUACCGUACUCGACACGCUCAACGCCCGCAUCCCGGGCAUUGCCGAGACCGACGCUGAGCUCCUCACCGCCCGCGCCUCGACCUACACCAAGUCGAUUGUCGAAGAGUCACUCCACCCUUACCCGACCCAUGCCCGGGUCGACAAAAAGGUGACAAUCCCCAACGCCACGUCUCUUACUCUCAUCUUUUCCAAGUCGUGCCGGACCGAGGGCGGCUCCGACUACCUCGACAUCUACCAGGCUGCGCACCACUCGAACCACCUCUACCGGUUCUCCGGCGCGUACAACCAGGGCUCGUCGUCGUUCCCGGCUGAGCCGGUCACCAUUCCGGGCGACACUGUGUACUUUUACUUUACCUCGGGCCCAUACUCGUACUCGCACUACGGCUGGUCGGUCACCGUCUCGGCCCAACUGCCCGACGUCAUCGGCCCGGUCCCGUUCUCGCUUGACCUGCUCAAGAACGUCGGCUGGGCCCUCGGCUCGCUCGCUGCUGUCUCGGUCGCCGGCGCGCCACUCACCGACGAAGAGGCCGCUCUCAAGUCGCUCCUGGCGUCGCCGCUGCUGGCCCGCGGCUACGCCGGUUCCCCGCCCGACUCGCCUUUCCUUGACGACAUGCUCGCGUCCGAGCCGACGGCUUCACCGGCCACCGCCGGCUUUACCAUGUUUCUGGAGAUGGCUCAGGCCAACGCCACCGGCGUCUCGCUCGGCAAGAAGGCCCGCGGUGCACCCAUCGACUUUCUUGUCGAGCGUGCCGUCCUCGCCGCCGCCAUCUACCACACCGGCCUCCUGCCCGACACUCUUGUCUACGCCGCGGCCCUUGCCGAUGCCGGCGACAACGCUGCUCUCCGCCCGGCCAUGCCCAAGCCGCUGCUCCACCUCUGGCGCCGCGCCCACAAAAUCAAAAAGUGGGUCAUGCGCGAGUACGAGGACCGCGAGUCGGCCCGGGAUCUCGAGCGCGCCGCCGACUCGGACCUCGGCGCUGCUACCGCCACUUCCGCCGCCAGCGACCGCUCCUUUGCGGCCGAAAUUGUGCGCAAGGCCAGGUUCCUCCUCUCCUAUGCGCCAGCUGCGCUCCCACCGCAUGACGCCGCCAACUCACCCGCUGUCCGCGGCAACCCGACGCUUGGCGCGCUUGUUCCCGCCGCCAACUCGGUCCUCGCGUCUUGGCGCCAUGCCGAGGCCCGCUUUGCGGCGUUUGACCUGAACGCAGCUGACGCGCUUUGCAACGAGCUCGAUGUCUUUCUCCGCACUCCGCUCAACGUGGCGGACCUGGCUUCGGUUGUUGCCACCCGGAGCGAGCGGGCGCAGACCCGUGCUGCCGGCUACGCUACGCUUGCGACACUCAUCCGCGACGUCACCAUCCGUUCGGCUGUCUACGAUCUCCUCCGCCCCUCGUGCGACUCGCUCGAUGUUUCGGUUCGCUCGGCCUCGACCGGCGUCCACCACCUUGACGCGCUCACCACCGCGCCGCAGACCCAACUCCACGCGGUCCAAGACGCGUUUGCCACCUUCCUUGCCGCUGUCAACACUGUUGUCGGCGACGACGCUACCGCGCCGCCGGUCCGGGCCGCUGCGCUGGCCGCGCUCAACCUCCGCUUCCUCCCCUCGGACCGCAACCUGCUCCUCUCAUCCGGCGUGAUGGCCACGCUGUGGCACCUUGCUACUGCACCGGCUCCGGCGUCUACGCUCUCACACGCCGCGGCCGCUGCCGGAGCGGCGGCCGAGUCGGAGCCGUCUGCUCCCGCAAGCGACGGGCCGUUGCCCGACGCCGAGCUCGCGUCUGUGCUCGAGCCAGUCUUUGGCCUCGCUGCGGCGCUCUCGCUUCGCUCCGCGGCGCGCACCAUGUUCAAGACUCUGGCCGCAACUUGCAUUGCCGAGCCGUCGUCAGCCCGCCUCGCCGACACGCAUCCGUUCGAGGCCACAUCCAUCCUUGCCGCGCUCCGCACUGUUGUUCUCGACACCAUCUUUGACGACCUUCGCGACGGGCUCACCUCGGGCCUUUGCGCCGGCCUCGACGACGCCUUUCUCGACCUCAACUUGCCGUUUGGUGCCGAUGUCGUGGCAGCGGCGAUUGCCAAGUCAUCCGCCGAUGGCGAUGUGAGCACUACCAGCGUUCGGACCGUCCUCGCCAAGGUCUUCCAAGGCCUUGGGGUGCCAAGCGGCGUUUACGACGACAUUCUUCACGGCCACACGCCGUCGUCGCUCCUCGGCACGCUUUAUGCUGCUGCCAAGUCGCCGCUCCUCCACGCCUACCUCCUCGAUGCACCGGACAAGUUCCGGGUUGUCCUUGACGUGCUGGUGGCACCGGCGGCUUCACCGGCGACCCGACAAGCCAUCUUCCGCACACUUCGUGCCAUGCUCCCGUGCAUGGCGCCAGACGCGCUGGCGUCUGCAGGCCUCGACAUUGUUCCGUUCCUUGUUGCCCGCAUCGGCGCCGUCGUGGACAAAUUUAUCGUCUCGUCGUCCAGCGACGUGGCCGAGUCGGCACCUGACGGAACUGUCGCCGAUGGCGACGGCGACGCCGACGGCGAUGCUGCUGCAGCCGGCGCUGGAGCAAGCAACGACGACGAUGCUGACAAGAAUCUCAUUCUUGAAGUGGUCAUGCUUCUGCGGACGCUUCUCAAGUCGAGCAGCUGGCGCAGUGCCAUCCAGACGUUUAUGUCGGGGGCGCUGGCGCAGGUGCCGACCCUCCUUACCGUUGCACCCUCGCCGGGCAACGUCGCCAUCUGGUCGGCGCUGGCUGCGCUCUACACCAUGGGCGGCAUCUCGGACCGUGCACGGCCGGGCGGGCGAGUUGAGUUCCUCCGGCCGGAUGCCACCCGGACGUCGACUGGCAUUGUCAUCUCGAUCGCCACCGCCGGCAACGUCAAGGAAGCGCGGGUGCUGGCGGACGAGGCGCUUGACGGGACACGGGCCUCGCUGAGCCCAGAGUCGUACCCCGUCUCGGAGCUCACCAUUCUUCCCGAGGUCUCUGUCGACCCGGGCCUCUUCCCGCUCACGUCGGAGCUUCUUCCGCUUUUUGGCCUCUUCCUCAGCGAGCCGCCUUCGCCGGCCUCGCUUACAUACUACCAGUUCAAGUCGGCGGCGCUGCAAGUGCUUGGCGAGCUCCUCUCACACCCACCGUCGAUUGCGCGUUUCCUGUCGGCCGGCAUGGCGCCGCUGCUGGUCUCAGCCUCGCUCACGCACACCUCGCUGACCAAGGGCGUGGCGCUGCCGCUUGUCGAAGAGCGCGCGCUGUACCUGCAGCAGUUUAUGCUGCCGUCGGCCUCGGGCCUUGGUGUGACGCUGACACUUUCGGACGGACAGGGUCCAAAGAAGAAGAAGACGCCAGAGCAGCUCAUCGACGAGUUCCUCGCCAAGUCUGGCAUGGCGCCGAAGGAGUACAACGACCUGCGCCAAACGUUUAUCUCAGUCGACGUCGACGGCGACGGCUACAUCACCCGUUCCGACGUCCAAGCCUACCUCACACCGCUCUUUGGCUACGAGGUCGAGGGCCGCGAGCUUGAGGAGCAGUUUGGCCAGUUUGACCGCGCUCGCAAGGGCCGCGUCUCGCUCCUCGACUGGCUGCACUCGUCGUCGGGCCUUCCAGUCCCGCCCGACUCGGACGACGAGAGCGGCGGAGGCGGGUUUAGCUUUGGUGGCGGCAAAAAGGUGAAGCGCAAGCGACUGCAUCUUCGGGUCGAUCGACCGCUUGCGGUUGUCGGCUACAUUGACGUCGCUAACGAGCUCAACGGGCUCGACCUUGAGGCGUGGACAGACACCGCGCUCGACUUGGUGCCUGCCGAGCCGCUCACCGCGCCGACCGACGGCCUCGAGAAUGGCGCGGCGCUCGCCGGCCAGCUUGCGCUUAUCUCCAUCGAUCCAGACCGCACGACCGAGGCUGAGCGCAAGGCGCAGAUUGCUACCGCCCAGGCCGCCGGCGCCUUUGGCGUUGUCCUCAUCUGUCCGAGCGACGACCUUCCGCCUGACAAUCUCGGGCCCGACCUGGGCGCUGAUGAGGCGAUCAAGGCCGUGGCCGGCGGUGGCUUUGCCACGCCGCCGCAGAGCUCCGGCCAGCCGAGCGGUGGCUUCACAUUUGGCUCAUCCACCUUUGGUGGCUCGUCCAACGAGCCGGCCUCGCUUGUGGCCUCUCAGUCCAACGCGGGCCUCUUUGGCUCGAGCAACAGUGGCGCUCCAGCGAGUACCGACUGGAGCGCCGAGCCGGUCUCAGCUGGCUCGUGGGGUGCAUCGGCAACACCGGCUGCUGCUGUUGACGCGUCGUCAGGAAACAGCAACGGCGACGGGGCGACCGGUAGCUCGGGCGAUGCAGACGCCAAGCCGAGUGCCAAGCCUGAUGUCGAUGCCGAUGCCGUCGCCGACACCGACGCCGAGCCAGUUGUUGCCAUCACCAUUCCGGUCCUCUACGUCUCGGCGUCGGACGGCGCACGGCUACUGGCGGCACUCUCGGACGAGGCUGACAAGGCGGCGGCCGAUGCUACCGAGGCGGCGUCGAGCGCUGAUGCGACUGCAGCAGCCACACCCGCGCCCAAGGACGCGCUCCGAGCGGCGGCUGUCGCUGAGCUCGAGGCGCUUGGCUUCCCGCCGGUGCAGGUUGCCAAGCACCUUGCCGCAGCCGAGGGCAACGUCUCUGAGGCUGCGGCAUCGCUCUUUCUCAUCAAGCACGCCGGAGCCGAGUCGGAGAACGAGGUGCUGGCGUACGCCUCUCUCGUCGCUGCUGCUCGUGGCGAUGCGAGCUCCGCGGCGACGGGUGCCGGCGAGUCAGUCAAGGCAACUGACGGCACAGACGCCGCCGACGGUGCGGACGCGGCACUGGCUGCGGCCGACAAGCAGCCGAAGAAGAAGGGCACCAAGCACAAGAAGCACAACAAGCGCGGGUGGCGCAACAAGCGCCAGCGCAAGACGUCCGACAAGGAAGCCGGUGAAGGCAAGGGCAAGUCGGGCAAGGGUGCCAAGGGUGGCAAGACCAAGGCCAAGGACAAGUCGGGCAGUAACGAGAAGGACGGCAAGGCCAAGGAUAGCUCUGCCUCUGGCAACGACGAAAUGGCAGUUGGCGACCUGUUUGGCGAGAAGAAGAGCGGUGGAUCGGCCAAGCUGCCUGCCGGUGACGAGGGCGUGACCCGGGCAGUGUACUACGACCUCGACGCUGCAGGCAUAGCCGGCGCGCGGACGACGGCCGUCGAGACCGAGGUGCUCUGGCCUUCGAUGGAGGGCGUGGACGACGUGUCUUUGGUGGUGACGGACAUGCAGGCCGCCCUCUGUACACUCUACACCCGCAAGGCUGUCCACGCGCUCCUUGCUGAGGCUGCGUCUGCGCCACAGCAGGCGCUGUCGGAGCUGAUGGGCUCUGACCCGACCAAGCUGGUGGACUUUCUCUCCCUCACGGCGUCGUCGCUGGCCAACGAUCCGUCUGCGGUGGCACCGUUUGGCGUCGACUCGCCGCUGACGCACCUGCGGCCAGCACUGAUGGCUGGUGUUGUGGCUCCGGGCCCCGGCGGCGAGGCCCUCGGCACGUUGCUUGUUCGCUACGCGGUCGGGACGCUGUACCGGGCGGAGCAUCUCGACGACGGCCUUGGCGGCGGAGCCGGGCGAGUCUCGGCCUUUGCCUCGGUCCACCCCGCGGUCAACUCGUCGGCGUCGAUGGGGCCAACGCACGUGAGCGUGCCGGACGCAGCGAACAUGCUGGUGACUUUUGAUCCCCGAUCGUGCACCGGCAACGCGGGCAACGAGCUUGUGUUCUACAGCGACGCCUCGUGCGAGACUGCGGUGCACAAGUGCGGCGGGAGCAGCGCCGGCUUUGUCUCGUUUGUGGUUCCGGGCUCGGAGAUGUGGUUCAAGUACACCCAGACGAUGGAGAUUUCGGACGCGGCAUCGUCGUGGGGCUGGCGGUUCAUUGUCUCGCCGUCGGCGCUGCCGUCGAACGACGCGGCGCUCGACGCGUUCCCCAACGUUGAGCUGGCGUGCUGGGUUCUUGCCACACUGCUGGACGCGCUCGAGUCGAAGGCUGCUGGGGCAGCGCCCGAGCCGACGGCGGCCCUGGCGCGGCAGGUCUACAAGCCUUAUGUGUUCUCUCUCCUUGUGUCUGCACUGAGCGUGACGGUGCUCAACCAGAAGAUCCGGGUCCUCCGCCUCCUUACGUUCCUUCUGCGGUCGGCGCACCGGUUCGAGGCAGCCAGCGAGUUGCCACUGGACGAGUUGCGGGCGACGGUCCACGCGUCCAUGAGCUCGCGGAUGCGGUCAGAGACCGGCUCGCAGUUUUACUCGCAGUACCUGCAGAACCUCGCCGAGCUUGCAGUUGCACUCGACUCGGUCGAGGCGAGCGUGGCCGCGAGUGCCGAGGCUAGCGCCGACGGCAGCGCCGCAAAGAGCAAGGGCAAGGAGGAGAGCCAAGACAAUGGCGCAAGUGUGAGCGCAGCUCCGGCACCGGCACCGGCCGAUACAGAGCUGGAGUGGUUCGGCAAGUUCAAGACAUUUGUGUCGCUUCUGGAGUCGUUGCGCGAGCGCAAGACCGGGUUCGACAGCUCAGUCCUUGCCGACGCAACGGCGUCGUACUGCGCCAUGCUCCGCAAGGCCGGCCCACUCAACUACGAAGUGGUGUCGACUUCGGGCGGGACGGCCAAGAGUGGGACCGGGGAAGUGGGCAACAUGCUCAUCGACGACGGGAGCGUGUAUGCGGCAGAGAAGUCGACCAACGUCGACGUGGUGCUCAAGUAUGCCGGAACGGCGCCCGAGGCCGGGGCGGUGGUCACUGCGCUGCGUAUGAAGACGCCGAGCUACCCGAAUCGCGGGCCAGUGCAGGAUGUGUUGGUGUGGGUCAUGAGCGAGGAGCCGGACCUCGAGGUUCUGGCCAAGUACAACGACGCGACCAACGACGUGUUUGCGACGGCAAGCACCACAGCUGCAUCGCUGGCGUCAAGCAACGCGCCGCGUGACGAGACGCUGCCUGUGGCGAUGCUCUCGCUGUACUCGUGCGACGCAGACACGGGCGAGAUGGCGGUGGCCAAGGCCGGCGGCAGUGACGAGCUGCCUGCAGGCAAGUACGUGGUGGUCAAGCUCAUUCGGCCAUCGGCGGGAAGCAGCGUGGACAUUGCGUUCUUUGGCGUGUCGGGCUAUCCCGCCGGCGACGGAAGCAGCUCGCCGCUGGGCGAGUCUGUCGACGAGGCGUCGUGGAACCACUGCCCGACAGAGGGCGAGGAAGUGUGGAGCCGGGCGGCGGACGAGGCACUUGUUGCACUGGUCAACGCGCUGUGCACGCGUGAGUCUGUGGCGCCCGCGGCGCUCCCGCUGGCGUCUGUGACGUAUGAAGCAGACCGUGACGAGCUGUAUGCUGGCGCGCUGGGCGGAGUGCCGAGCGACGCGCUUCAGGCGCGAUUUGUGGUCCUCCGCUACGUCAACACGCUCUUUGCCGAGUGGGGCAAGCUGGUGGACUUGUCUGCAGUGGAGAACCGGGUGUCGCUGGCGGCACUGGUGGGCGAUCUCCGGCCGCUGCUGUUCUUUGGCACCAAGAACACCCUCUUGCGGUCUGUCCUCUCGGCGACAGCGCACUACACACAGGCACGGAUCCAGGUUGAUCGGCUCGCGGCCAAGCAGGCUGUGACGGCAGAAGAAAAGGCCGAGCACUGCGUGUUUGUGCAGGCUGCGGCGCAGCUGAACAAGCAAAACCCGCGUGUACUCCGGGCUAUGGACGGACAAGCAUUCUACGUCCAGUUCCUCCGCGAAGGUGCCAACGAUUCGGGUGGGCCGUACCGUGAGCUCAUCACCGACGCGGUGGCAGAGAUCAUGUCUGACGAUCUGCCGCUGUUCAUCCGGUCGCCCAACGCGGUGGGCACCAUCGGGUCGAACCGCGACAAGUACCUGCUCAACCCGUCGGCGUCGAGCGCGGCGCAGCUCGAGCUUUUCCGAUUCUUCGGCAAGCUGCUUGGGGUGGCGAUUCGGACGCGGUUUGCGUUGGAUCUGCACCUCCCGCGGAGCUUCUUUGCAACGCUUGUGGGCGCGCCUGUCGGGGUGUGGGACCUGCGGGCGGUGGACGAGGCUGUGGUCAACUCGCUCACGGCCAUCCGCGACUUUACCGAGGUGUGGGGCAUCGAGCCCGAGGCGUUUGAAGAGUACGUCAUGGACGACUUUACCACGCUGCUCUCGGACGGGUCGCGGGUGGAGCUGUGCCCCGGCGGGGCGGAGAAGCGGGUGACGUACGAGAACCGGCUCGAGUUUGUGGACCUUGUGCUCGAGGCGCGACUGCACGAGGCCGACACGCAGAUGCGUGCGGUAGAGGAGGGCCUCGGUUCGAUCGUGCCCCUGGAGAUGCUGCCGCUGUUUACGCCGUCAGAGUUGGAGACGAUGAUCUGCGGAACGGCAGCGGUGGACGUGGCGCUGCUCAAGGCCAACACCAUGUAUUCCAAGGGAGUGUCUGCCGACUCGCCGCACGUGGUUCUGUUCUGGCAGGUGAUGGAGAACGAGUUUAGCGACGCCGAGCGGCGGCUCUUCCUCCGCUUUGUCUGGGGCCGCUCGCGCCUCCCGUCGUCGUCGGCGGCGUUUGACGAAAAGUUCAAGAUCCAGGCCUUUGUGCUCGACGAUGGCGACGACGCCGACCGGCACCUCCCGCAGUCGCACACCUGCUUCUUCUCGAUCAACCUCCCGCCGUACUCGACGGCAGCGGUGAUGGCGCAGCGGAUCCGGUACGCCAUGACCAAUUGCCGUGCCAUUGACACCGACUUUCUGCCUGCACCUCCAGCAGCGUCGUCGUCGGCGGGCGCGAGCACUGGCGGCGGCAUCGGCGGCGGCGAGUACGAGUACGACUCGGACUACUGA